CAUGCCUCGCCCGGCGGGAAGGCACCGGUCGGCCGCGGGUUCCGCUUCCGGGCCGGCAUUUUCCCCGCGUCCCGGGCGGGAAAUGGCGGCGCCGCCGGGGCCGGGGCCGGGGCCGGAGUCGGAGUCGGAGUCGGAGUCGGGGCCGAAGCCGGGGCCGGGGCCGGAGCCGGAGCCGGGGUCGGGGUCGGGGCCGGAGCCGGAGCCGGGGCCGGCGGGCGCGGCGCGGCGGGACCCGCGGGUGCGCUGCUGCUCGCGGCGCGGGCUGGGCGCGGUGCUGGAGCUUUGCGCGCCCUUCGUGCGGGCCCUGGCGCAAGGACAGCCCGGCGAGGCCGCCGCCGAGGCAGACGCACUCUGGCAGAACUUUGAAACAGCGGUGCGGGAGAACGUCACCAUUAACGGGCAGCCCUGGGAGGAGGCCUCGGAUGACUCCGGGCUGCAGAGCGAUUCAAAUAUUAAAAUUCUGGAGGAUCAAUUUGAUGAAUUAAUAGUAGAGACGGCAAUUAGGCGUAAACAGUGGCCUAAAAAGAUCCUGGUGCAUGCUAUCCAAGCCAUGAAAGCAGAGCAAGAGGUGUUGAAGCUCUACCAGCCUGUGGUAAAACCAGCAGACAUAAGACCUCAGCCUUCUCAAGAUGCUUACAUCGCAGAUCUGAAGCAGGCGACAGAAGCAGCAUCCAAACAGAUCAGCGAAGCAAUGCAGUCUAUUCCAGCACUCACAGAAAAAGCAGAAGGUUUUUCGCAAGCAUUGACUUUGCAACCAACCUUGGAACUCUGCAAGCUGCGACAAGAAGUCUUUUCUGGUUGCAAGGCGAAGGAGGAAAACAAUGUCCAAAAUUUAGUACCACCAGGAGAAGUCACACCAACAGGAACUGUUUCCAGUAAAAAUCCUUAUGUUUUGCUGAAAAGAAGAAAAGCUGCAGCUUCCUCCGAGAGAAGGCGCUACCCACUGCGGCGGAGGAAGAUCACUCUCAGUGCAUGAAUUUCUUGUUUUGUGUUUUCACAUUGGAAUCUCAGUUGUACUUUUGUUCCAUGUGUUCCAUCUUUUUUCUUAGAACUCAUCUCACCACAGUGCUAUACAUGGGAGCUUCUUUAAUUAGUCUUUGGCCUCUUAAAUAUUUCUACUUUUGCUGUCAUGCUGAUGAUAUAUGAAAGCCUACACAUACCAGUAGCAUCCAAUAUCCAGCAAGUGUAUUUGCCAUUUAACUCAUUUUUUGCUCUUAUAUUGCAGUUUUUAGCUUGAGUCCUUGUGCUUCUCAGAGUUUGUGUGCAUGCUUUAUGUAUGUGAGCAGUCUUUUAGGAAACCACUAACUGCUCAUUUACAUUCAGUAUGUCUCUAAAGAGAUUGGAGAAUGUCUAGUUCUCCUAAUGCAUCUUCAUUAAUUACUGAGGUAUGUGGAUUUUAUGUUAAUGAAUGAAUUAAUUAACACUGCAGCAUAUUGAAAUCACCAAAUUUGAUGUGAUGUUGGAGUUUUAAGGAAGUCCAUGCAUACAUGUGACGUUAGUCCUUGCCAUUCUACCUUUCCUAAAUGUAGGUAAUCUAGGCUUAUUUAUAGUCGUGUUUGUUGAAACUUGGAUUUUUAAUAAUUGUAUGUAUUUACUUGUAGUGUGCUCUUCUGAACAGGAAUUCAACCAUCAACAUCUUAGGGUCUGAUAUAUCAUUUCAUGUAAUCUAAUUAUGCAGCCUGAUCAAUAUUUCUACCCAAGAAAGGAUCUUGACUUGGGUUAUGUUUGCAUUUGUGUUGUUUGACUAAACUUUAAAGAUCAGUAGAGGCUACCAGUAAAUGCUAUUCACUUGAGCUAGCUUACUUUUGUUUUCUUUACUCAUUAGUACCUAGAAGAUCACAAAUUAGUACUAAAUUGAGCACUGUGCCUUAACGAUUUAUAACCUUUCCUAGGUUACGGUUGCAUGUGCCUGCAGUAAAUACUUCUGUCUAAUAUGUAACAUAUUUGUUACACAGUAAGUGGAGGAGGGUUUUAGAAGCUUUAUUAAUUUCAUGUUUGGUGCUAAGAAAACAGGUCCAACCUAAUGUCCAAGAGACUGAGAAAUCUCAAGAAAACAGAUUUUAGCAUCCUUUAUUUUGUAAAAUUGAGCAUCUGUACUGAAACUUUGUAUAUGUAAUCAUAUGUAAAUAUUUUUCCUGACCUUGUAUAUACAAAUGUGUGUUUUUAUAUGAAGUAAAUUAAAUCAAUUAAGGAAGAUCAAA
Molecule: messenger RNA, 2201 nt
Organism: Vidua chalybeata
Lineage: Eukaryota; Metazoa; Chordata; Aves; Passeriformes; Viduidae
Gene: NSL1
Product: NSL1 component of MIS12 kinetochore complex
Exons: 6
Coding region: 2-976 (324 amino acids)
Biological process (GO): mitotic sister chromatid segregation
Cellular component (GO): MIS12/MIND type complex; kinetochore
Source: RefSeq, a predicted model, not a curated record